Messenger RNA from Hirsutella rhossiliensis, 1320 nucleotides. Its product is annotated as squalene/phytoene synthase domain-containing protein. Gene Ontology annotation, molecular function: structural constituent of ribosome; small ribosomal subunit rRNA binding. The record is from RefSeq and is a predicted model, not a curated record. Gene Ontology annotation, cellular component: ribosome; mitochondrial small ribosomal subunit. Lineage: Eukaryota; Fungi; Ascomycota; Sordariomycetes; Hypocreales; Ophiocordycipitaceae. Gene Ontology annotation, biological process: translation. The coding region runs from base 1 to 1320 and encodes 439 amino acids. The transcript is spliced from 7 exons.
AUGCGUCGGCCAUCGCUGGCGGGCAAUGGCCUGAAAAGGCUCCUCUACGGCCCGGCCAACAGCCGUCGUCGCUACGUGACGGACGCUGAUAUCGAGUCGGCAAGAAAAUAUUGUUUGGCGCAGCUUCACAAGAGCGACUACGAUGCGCACCUCGUACGCCGAUUCGUUCCUCCUCCCGUCCAAGACGCCUACGCCGCCCUGCGCAUGCUGAACCUCGAGCUGGUCCGGCUCCCCGAGCUCGUCUCGAACCCGACGAUUGGCGCUUUGCGCUUCAAGUUCUGGCAAGAGUCCAUCGACAAUACGUUUGCGGGCCGCCCCCCUCGCGAACCGAUUUGUAUCCUCCUCCACAAGGUACUGCUCGAGCUGGAAGAGAGAGCCGGGGCCGCUAAGAAGCAGUCGGUCAAGUUUUGGGUCUCGAGAUUGGUCAGGACAAGAGGCAAGCACAUGGAUAACCGCCCGUUUGCAAGCCUGGAGAGCCUGGAGGACUAUGCCGAGAGCACGUACUCGACCAUGAUGUACGCGACGCUGGCGUUGAUGCCUGUCCGGUCGACGCACUUGGAUCACCUCGCCAGCCAUAUUGCAUCGCCUGCUCAGCCGGUCGUGACGCCCUCUGGGGCGGAGGCCCCGAGCACACGGGAACCGAGUCUCCUGCUGCCCUUGGACGUCAUGGCAGAGCAAGGCGUCAAGGAGGAAGAAGUGUUUCGAGAAGGGCCCAAUGCGCAGGGCCUACAAGACGCUGUUUUCAAGGUGGCGACGAGGGCCAACGACCACCUAAUUACGGCGCGCGAGAUGCUGAGGCGGCUGAAGGACGGCGACGACGCGGGCCACGAAUUUGAGCACCAGGGGGAGGUUGAGCACGUCUACGAGCACAACGAGCAGCAGCAUGACUUCUUGGAGUCCCUCGAAAAGGUCAACUUUGACCCGUUUGCCGUGAAGAGUAGCGAUGUCGUCGUCAAGAUGCUCUACGAACUCAUUGCGAUUGUCCGGCCGGGCAACGUCGCCGAGGUGAAGGAGAUCGCCCACACUGUCGGGUCCAUGGUCCUCAGAAAUGGCGGUGUCGUCCGAGGCAUGUCCAAUUGGGGCAUCUUCUCGCUCCCCAAGCCCACCUCGAUCCAUCAGAUGAAGCACACCCACGGUCACUAUUUCGUCAUGCGCUACGACGCCUCGACAAAGGUCCAUCAGGAUCUACGUACCACCCUCCGUCUCGAGCCCCGUAUGAUCCGCUCCGCACAUGUCAAGCUCGGUGACGGCAAGCUCGAGACGCUGUCUAGAUUCAGCGAGCCAGUAUGGAGGGCGCGGGGGGCCGACAUGGUGGAAUGA